AUGAUGAUAGAUAGAUGUCCGGAAGUGCAACGAUGCCAGUUCAUUGUUAGAGCUCCGGGUAGAGUGAACAUAAUAGGUGAACAUAUUGACUACAACGGCUAUGCAGUUUUACCCAUGGCACUGAAUCAAGCGAUCUAUGUAGCCGUUGCCUAUCUCCCAAGAAAGGAGCAGAGAAAGAUAAAAAUCAUGUCAGAAUGCCCAAGUUUUGAGACGUUUGAGGCAGACAUUGAGACGGCUCUGCAGUUUGCAAAAAAUGGACCACCUCAACCACCCAGGUGGUAUCACUAUGUCCUUUGUGGUUACUGCGGCUUUUAUGAAUACGCCAAACAGGAAUUUCCUCAGAAUUGGGUUGCUCCUUCAAUCUGCUUACUGGUUGGUAACGGGCAAGACCCUGCCUACGUGCCAAUGUGUGCCGGUCUCUCAAGCAGCAGUGCUCUUGUGGUUGCAGCCGCCAUGGCAACAAUGCGCGCGUCGAACACAUUCGUCGAACCAAGGGUGCUGGCGUGCAUCUGUGCGAAGUGCGAACGUCUGAUCGGCACGCAGGGUGGUGGAAUGGACCAGGCCGCCUGCCUCCUGGCUGACUCUUCGCCCAUAAUUAUUGAAUUUGGACAAUCCCGCAUCAAAACAACCUCCGUGAUUAUUCCUCCAGGCGGUGUCUUCGUUAUUGCUGACUCCGGAGCCCGCCUCAAUAAAGCCUCCACACCGGACUACAACACACGCGUUUCCCAAUGCAAGGAGGCUCUCAGGGUUUUUAUGAGUCAAUUGCCAGAAAGCUACACUCCUGACGAGCUUGGCUCAAGAACCCUGUCCGACGUCCAGGCAGCCUUUGGUCUGGCAGAACCCGGCCAAAUGCUCGGGGAAAACUCUCCUUUUGCUGAUGCAUUCCCAGAAAAUGAGGGUCAAAGCAUUCCAGCUCGUAGAGCAAAACACUGCUAUGCAGAAGCUCAGCGCGUGAUCGACUUCCGAAAGCUGUGUGAUGAAAACUUGAGGCUGGAUCGGGACAAUUCAGGAAAUGACGAAACGCUGCAGAAACUGGGGAAACUCAUGAAUGCAAGUCACCAAUCCUGCCGUGAACUCUACGACUGCUCAUGUCCAGAACUGGACCGCUUGGUGGAGGUGUGCAGAUCAGCUGGCAGCUACGGCAGCCGUCUAACUGGAGCCGGAUGGGGAGGCUGUGUUGUCUCCUUGGUUCCCGAAGGAAAAAUUCAACAAUUUAUCAACAAAGUGGCAAAAGAUUACUUCAGCAGGCCCCCCGGCGACCUUGUCAAGCAACUGUUUUACACUACUCCUGGGAGAGCAGCUGGAUUCAUUGAAGUUAGUGGCCUGUAA
Mesocestoides corti is the source of this 1329-nucleotide messenger RNA. The record is from the annotation of a GenBank genome assembly. NCBI's taxonomy places the organism in Eukaryota, Metazoa, Platyhelminthes, Cestoda, Cyclophyllidea, Mesocestoididae.